Gracilinanus agilis (Agile Gracile Mouse Opossum) is the source of this 1983-nucleotide messenger RNA. RefSeq names its product nucleolar protein 4 (gene NOL4). The record is from RefSeq and is a predicted model, not a curated record. Lineage: Eukaryota; Metazoa; Chordata; Mammalia; Didelphimorphia; Didelphidae. The transcript has 13 exons. Bases 1 to 1983 code for a protein of 660 amino acids.
AUGGAGAGCGACCGGGACAUGUACCGUCAGUUUCAGGACUGGUGCCUCCGGACUUACGGAGACUCCGGAAAGACCAAGACAGUGACCCGUAAAAAAUACGACCGGAUCGUCCAGCUCUUGAACGGCUCCGAGUCGAGCUCCACGGAUAAUGCCAAAUUUAAAUUCUGGGUCAAAUCGAAAGGUUUCCAGCUCGGCCACUCGGACGAGGUCAAUGGUGGAGGUGGCAAGCAAGUGCUCUUCGUGCCGGUCAAAACCACGGAUGGAGUAGGGGUAGAUGAGAAGCUGUCUUUAAGGCGAGUAGCUGUGGUCGAAGAUUUCUUUGACAUUAUCUAUUCCAUGCAUGUGGAAACAGGGCCUAAUGGAGAACAAAUCAGAAAACAUGCCGGACAGAAGAGAACUUAUAAAGCAUCCUCUGAGCCACCUCACCACUCCACCCCUAUUCUUUUUUUUUCUUUCCAAAUAUUUAACUUCUAUAUUCAGAUUUCAGAGAGCUAUGCCUUCCUACCGAGAGAAGCGGUGACACGAUUUCUAAUGAGCUGCUCAGAGUGCCAGAAAAGAAUGCAUUUAAACCCAGAUGGAGCAGAUCAUAAAGAUAAUGGGAAACCUCCUACUUUGGUGACCAGCAUGAUUGAUUACAACAUGCCAAUUACAAUGGCCUACAUGAAGCACAUGAAACUACAGCUCCUGAGCUCCCAGCAAGAUGAGGAUGAAAGUUCUAUAGAAAGUGAUGAGUUUGAUAUGAGUGAUUCUACGCGCAUGUCAGCUGUGAACUCUGACCUUAGUUCUAACCUUGAAGAAAGAAUGCAGAGCCCCCAGACUGUUCCUGGUCAGCAAGAUGAUGAUUCAGUUGCAGAGAGCUUUAAUGGCAAUGAGACUGUGGGACCUAGUUCCAUUGCUUCAGGGGGAGCACACUGCAGGGAGAUGGGAGACACAAACAGUAAUGGCAAAACAAAUCUGGAGCAAGAUGAGCAACCUCUGAACCUGAGUGACAGUCCUCUCUCUGCCCAAUUGACUUCAGAAUACAGAAUAGAAGAUCACAGCAGCCAUGGCAAAAAUAAAUAUAAGAAUCUUCUAAUUUCUGACCUCAAGAUGGAACGAGAGGCAAGAGAAAAUGGAAGCAAGUCCCCUACACAUAGCUACUCAAGUUAUGAAUCUGGGAAGAAUGAGAGUGUAGACAGAGGUGCUGAGGACCUUUCAAUGAACAGAGGAGACGAGGAUGAAGAUGACCAUGAUGAGCAAGAAGAUUCUGAGAAAGUCAAUGAGACAGAUGGAGUGGAAGCUGAGCGACUGAAAGCUUUUAAUAUGUUUGUCAGGCUGUUUGUAGAUGAAAACUUGGACCGAAUGGUCCCAAUCUCUAAGCAGCCCAAAGAAAAGAUCCAGGCUAUCAUUGACUCAUGCAGGCGACAAUUCCCUGAGUAUCAAGAGCGUGCCAGGAAACGUAUACGUACUUACCUCAAGUCCUGCAGGCGGAUGAAAAGAAGUGGUUUUGAGAUGUCUCGACCUAUCCCUUCUCACCUUACUUCAGCAGUUGCAGAGAGUAUCUUGGCUUCAGCCUGUGAAAGUGAGAGUAGAAAUGCUGCAAAGAGGAUGCGUCUGGACAGACAGCAGGACGAGUCUGCUUCAGCUGACAAACAAUAUAAACAAGAGGCGGCCCAGGUCACUUAUUCAACAUCAGCUGUUUCUAGCACACAGGAGGUGUUGUAUAUCAAUGGAAACGGGACCUACAGUUACCAUAGUUACAGAGGGUUAGGAGGAGGACUGCUAAAUCUGAAUGAUGCUUCUAGUAGUGGUCCCACCGAUCUCAGCAUGAAGAGACAAUUAGCCACCAGCUCUGGGUCCUCCAGCACUUCAAGCUCCAGACCCCAGCUGAGUCCGACCGAAAUCAAUGCCGUGCGGCAGCUCGUGGCAGGAUACCGAGAAUCUGCAGCAUUUUUACUCCGCUCAGCAGAUGAACUGGAAAACCUCAUUUUACAGCAGAACUGA